This is a messenger RNA of Microdochium trichocladiopsis, 225 nucleotides long. RefSeq lists its product as uncharacterized. The transcript is spliced from 3 exons. Gene Ontology annotation, biological process: proton motive force-driven ATP synthesis. The coding region runs from base 1 to 225 and encodes 74 amino acids. NCBI's taxonomy places the organism in Eukaryota, Fungi, Ascomycota, Sordariomycetes, Xylariales, Microdochiaceae. The record is from RefSeq and is a predicted model, not a curated record.
AUGGUUCAGAUGUACACCAUCGCCGGACGCCAAGUCGGCUCCCACUACCUCGCUAUGGGUGUCCUUGCCGCCCUUUUCGGUGGCUCGUAUGCUGCCUUCAGCGGCCCUUCCAAGAAGCCCCUCGCCCAGCAGACUCCCCCGAUCAACGCCUCCAGCUCGGACGAGUCCGACUUCAUCCAGAAAUUCCUGAAGCAGGCCGAUGAGGACGAGAAGAAGAAGCACUAA